This is a messenger RNA of Closterium sp. Naga37s-1, 1369 nucleotides long. The record is from the annotation of a GenBank genome assembly. NCBI's taxonomy places the organism in Eukaryota, Viridiplantae, Streptophyta, Zygnematophyceae, Desmidiales, Closteriaceae.
AUGCCCCACCCGACCUCACAUGUCCCACCCACCCCUAUCCCCCCACGCACCGCCCCCCCCCUACCCACCCACCCAUGUACCCCUCCCCCUAUCCCCCUGCGCUCCACCCCCACUACCCCCCCAUGUACCCCCCUACUCCCUCACGCACCACCCCCCCAACCCCCCCACCCACCGCCCCGCUAUCCCCUCUCCUCACGCACCUCUGCCCUGUCGUUUCCUCAAUCCAUCGCCUUGCGCCACAACCACGCUCCUCCACUCACCACUAUCUGCGCCCCCAAACCUCUUCGCCCAUCCCACCCCAUCCCUCCCCUCUCCUCUGCACCCAUCCCUCCCCUCUGCGCCCGUUACUCCCGACCUCCUUCCCCCCCAAACCCAUCCUCCCCCGCUUUCAUCCUCGCGUCCUGCGUCCCCUUUCCUCUGCCCGCCCUCACGCCCUUCCAACCCCCAUCCUUCCCCCCUUCAUCAUCGCACACUCACCCCCCUCUCGCUCCCUCCCCCUCCCCACUCUCUUUCCCUAUCGCCCCUCCCCACUCUCUUUCCCUAUCGCCCCUCCCCACUCUCUUUCCCUAUCGCCCCUCCCCACUCUCUUUCCCUAUCGCCCCUCACCGCAUGCUAUCGCUGGCUCGCUCUCCCAGCAUCCCCGCUGACGUCAGCAGCCGAUUUCCACCGCUCUGCAUAGCAUCCACCCCCAUCUUCACCGUUUCCCCCACAUCCUCAACCCGCAGAGUUUUCAGCCGGGCAGCCGCUUGCAGCGCGUUUUGUUUCACCUGCCCGAGGUCUAAUUCCAUCCUCCAUACGUCUUCCUCCUCGUUCCUCCCCCCAACGCCGCUCCCCCCUCCCUGCGCCUUACCACCCCUCCCCCCUUCCACUCCUCUCUUUCCCUCCAACGAAAUCAGCCUAUCAGCGGCCGCCUUAUUACCAGCGGUUCUAUCACGAUCGGCCGCGUGUCUCUGUUGCGACUCGGGCUCUCGUCGGCGGUGGUGUCUGCGACCAUUGUUAGCAGCGAGGAUGACAAUAGCGGGUCGACGGGAGGAUGAGCGGAAUGGCACGAUGGUUUAUUGCCGCUUCACCUGUUCCCCUCGUCUUCUCAACCUCUUUAUUCUCUCUUCCCCUUAUCCGACUCUCGCGGCCCGUCCGCCCCUCUUUCCUGCUGCCCCCACCCGUCUGCCACCUACCACCCAUCUGCUGCCCCUCACCCAUUUGCUGCCCCCUCACGUGGGUGGCCCCGGCCACAUGUGGCGCCCAGUGCCCGUGCUGCAGGACUGCCAGCAGGCGUGGGGGAGGACGUUCUUUGGGUGGCAGGGGAGCCAUGUGUUCUUGCCAGCAGGCGGUGGCAUGAAACGCGACGACAGGGAAAAGGAAUCAUUCU